Molecule: messenger RNA, 3806 nt
Organism: Pseudopipra pipra
Lineage: Eukaryota; Metazoa; Chordata; Aves; Passeriformes; Pipridae
Gene: MTPN
Product: myotrophin
Exons: 4
Coding region: 279-635 (118 amino acids)
Biological process (GO): protein K6-linked ubiquitination
Cellular component (GO): BRCA1-BARD1 complex; BRCA1-A complex
Molecular function (GO): protein binding; ubiquitin-protein transferase activity
Source: RefSeq, a predicted model, not a curated record
GUGCGCGCGAGCGAGCGAAGCAGCUGUUCGCCCCGGCGGCACCUUUUCCCGCGCUAUCCUCGCGCGCGCCCGGCCCAGCCCCGCCCCGUCCCGCGCGCCCUUUUUCCCGCGCGCCUCUCCCGCGCGCCUCUCCCGCGCCGCCCGCGCGCCCCGGCCCCGCCCCGCCCCGCCCCGCCCGGCCGCCGGGGAGGGGCUCGCGCCGCCGCCCGCGCGCCGUCCCCCCGAGCUGCCGCCGGCCCCGCGCGCGCCCCGCCCGCCCCAGAGCCCGCACGGCCGCGAUGUCCGACAAGGAGUUUAUGUGGGCCCUCAAGAACGGCGACCUGGACGAGGUGAAGGACUACGUGGCCAAGGGUGAAGAUGUCAACCGGACACUUGAAGGUGGGAGGAAGCCUCUUCACUAUGCAGCAGACUGUGGACAGCUUGAGAUUCUGGAAUUUCUGCUAUUGAAAGGAGCUGACAUUAAUGCUCCAGACAAACAUAAUAUCACACCACUCCUAUCAGCAGUCUAUGAGGGCCACGUUUCCUGUGUGAAAUUGCUUCUGUCAAAGGGUGCUGAUAAGACUGUGAAAGGCCCAGAUGGACUAACUGCCUUUGAAGCCACUGACAACCAGGCAAUCAAGACUCUGCUUCAGUGACGGAUGGACUGAUAUCUUAAAUGUCUCUCCUGUGGCCUCACACUGCUGCCUGUCUGUCACUCUUUGCAUCUUCCAGCUUCUUCAGCUAAAUACUUUGGGGGGAGGGAAAUUCUUUAUGAAUCAGACUAGUUAGGGGCUUGUAUCGAAGAUAAUCUGGUUGGAAAGGGUUGAAAACUAUUAUGAACAGUGUCCCUCCAGGACUUCUUUUCAGUGUACAAUCCCUUCCCAUUUCUAGUGAAAAUGGAAGAAGGAAGACAGACCAUGCUCUUAUAAGCCUCCUAGGUUAGAACUAAGAUUUUUUUAGAUGGAUGGAAGUACUUCCUUUAGAUGGAAGUACUGUGCUAUGUACCUGAAACUAAUUGUGAAGGAGACAAUAGUCCCAUGCUCUUAAGUGUCUACCAUAAUCUGAAGUCUAGUAAUGUAGGUGGCUGGGUUGCUUUUCUCCCUUCUCUCUCAGUGGGUAGCUUUAUUCUUCUGCCUAAAGCUUACGUUGCAGUUUUGAGGACUUUUGAUACUAGUUAUUUGAGCUGUUCUUUAUAUUGACUAAUUGGAUGUCACACUAAUGUUUUUCUGACUCUUGAGUAAACCAGGAAAGACCAGUUGAGGCAUGGUGGUGUUACACUCCAUAAUAUCUGCCAUCUGCAUCAAGGUACUUUUGGAUGCUUGAAUUUGAAGUUUUUCUGUCCAAUAUUUGUUCUAGUCCAGGACAGACAUUUUAAGUAACUGCUUUGAGACACUUCAAAAUUUCACUGUAAUUAUUUCCAAAAGGAUUGCAAGAUAGAAUUUCUUUACUCACCAUGUCAACAUAAAAUUUCUGGACACAUGUGAAAGCUUAUAGGCUGUUUGGUACGCAAGGAUAAUCAAGUCAAACGUGGAAAAUGAACAGUAAUUAUUUAGACAUUCAUAUCAGAUGAAUAUUGUUGCUGAAAUUUCCUAGAAAACAUGUAAGCUUUCCAAGUUCAGAUGUAGAAAAAGGAAGAUGUAUAAGUAGAAGUCUUAACUUGCUCUAACUACUGUAGAAAAAAACCUUUUAAUUGUGCAUAUCUUCAAAUCAGUGUUUCAAUGUUGAAUUAAUGAACCUCUUAAAUUUCAUUAAGGCAUGAGGCUUGUUCUGAAAGAUCCCAGAGCAAACAGACAACAUUAACCAUUGACUUUUAGAUAAGAUUUACUAUGCCAGUAAGUGUGACAGUACUAUGACAGGCUUGAUAAUUGCUGGGAAGGUAUUUAAUGACGUUGUAGGGAUUGUCAUCACAUCUUAUGGUCCUCAGCAAUGUCUGAGCUUCUGGCUUUCAUCCUGAAAAUUUUCACUAGACUGCAGUUUCACCCAAAACUGAGUAACAGAUUCUAUAACAAAAAAUUGUAUACCACAAACUAUACAUCUUCCUAUUUUUUGGAAUACAGAUUUCAAACUUUGUGGUAACGAACACAAUACAGAAAUCAAAUGUAUAUAAUGUCUCAUGAUGAAUUCUUAAACAAAUGUAGCCGAUAUUAUUUUGGUAUUACUGUUGAAAUUGAGAGGGUAUGUAGAAGUAGACUGGUGACUACCACUCAUAUUUAAUGGAGACUUAGUUUUACUUGAAUCACGUUGCAUAUUACGAUUGAAUGUGUCAGCUAUGAAAAGCAUUGCAUUUAGACUGUAAAAUGAGAGCAGAAACUGAUUUACAUCUACACAUACCAUAAGAAAAACAAUGGAGAAAACAAUCAACUCUGGCCAUAAACUGUACAGUGCAAUUACUCUUUCUUUCUUGGAGAUGGGUGGCAAGGAAGAGCAGAAGGGUUGGAAAUCAGUGAUAAAUCAAUUGGUGAGCUGCUGUUAAAAGAACGAGAAUAUUUGGUGAACAAUGCUUUUAAUAACUAUUUAUAAGAGAACUCUUAAAUCUUAUCUCUGAUCAGUGCUGGAUUGUCAUGUCAUUGUAAUAGUGUGAACACAGACUAUAGGUUUAACUCUUUAUUCAGCUAUGAAAGUAACAAUCUUUGGCAUCAAUUUGCCUCCAUAUUAUGCUAUUAAAUACUUAGCUAUUAAAAUACUAGUCUAGAAAACUGCAAUCUGUUUUUACGUGGAGAACUUGAUCAUUCAAGUUUUUUAUGUUGAUUAGUGUCAAGUUGUCUGGCCAUAGUGGUUUCGGUUUUUCGUUGGGUUAUUUUUCCUCUGUAUUCUUUCCUGCCCUUCCCUUCAACUCUCAUUUAAAUGAGCAAAGAAACAUCAUCUUUGUACUAACUCUUCUGGUGAUUCACUGAGGCAAUUUUGCCUCCCUUUUUCUACAAUUAUGGGAACACCUUAUUUUUUCUUACUUCACCCUAGGGGGGAAAAAAAGCAAACAGACUUCAGUGAGACAAGUGUUAAUUUGGCUGUAAUAUAUACCCAAGCUGCCUUUCAAGAUAGUGAAAAGAUGGCAUUUAAUGCUUGGCUUAUAAAGAAGAAAUACUUUUUUGCUUUUUGCACUACAUAACAGGUGAUUAAUCAUUUUGCCCAGGAUUUAAAAAAAAAAAAAUAAAAGCUUAUGCUUUUGUAAUUGUCUGGAGACUGGGCUUGUUUGUUUGUUCCUUUCUUGUCAGCUAUUUUGUGGAAAAAAUAAUGGGUGGCUUCCUCUAUCUUUGAGUAGGUCCUAACUAGAUGAAAAUACCAAACUGUAAAUUAUUUUUCAUUCUAUUAACAGAACUUAAAUAACUUUAUCAGACUGGAAUUGCAUAUGCUUGGAAAUCCACUCUGUUCUUAAAUCUUUUCCUUUAAAAUUUGUGCUGAAUAAGUUAUAACCUUAAGUAUAUUUCAGAUUUUGUACCCUCCGCUCCUUUUUCGUAAUGGGGAGCAAAUGAGAAAAGGAGUACAAUAGUUCAAUGGAACUGAACAUAACAUUGAUUAUUUGUAGAAGAGGCUGGUAAGAAUUGAGUGUCCUAGGUCAAGCAAUUGCAGUGUUGCAUGCAAAAUUUCAAAAUGAACUUGUCUUAACUAUAUUUUGUAAAUGGAUAAACAAUCAUCUUUCUACGCAGUGACAGAAGAAAAAUUAGUGCUCUGUGCAUUUUGAUAUUUGACUUUCUCUUUUCACCAUUGUUAACUGUUUUGACACAGUUGGGUUCAUCAUUAUCAUGGUUCAUAGACAUCAGAAUGCUAAAUGAUACUGUAUUUUUAAGUUUGUGUUGCAAGAAUGAAUGGAAUAAACUUGAAUUGUGCGA